Molecule: messenger RNA, 2580 nt
Organism: Neocloeon triangulifer
Lineage: Eukaryota; Metazoa; Arthropoda; Insecta; Ephemeroptera; Baetidae
Gene: Ufl1
Product: E3 UFM1-protein ligase 1 homolog
Exons: 14
Coding region: 94-2481 (795 amino acids)
Biological process (GO): regulation of proteasomal ubiquitin-dependent protein catabolic process; response to endoplasmic reticulum stress; protein K69-linked ufmylation
Cellular component (GO): endoplasmic reticulum membrane
Molecular function (GO): UFM1 ligase activity
Source: RefSeq, a predicted model, not a curated record
UUUUGACUUGACACGUUGGGGGAAAUUUGUUUUCGUGAAACAGCUGCUGCGAGUGAUCAAAAUUUUUAUGAAGAAUAAAUCAUCUGGCGAAAAAUGUCGGCAGUCGAUUGGGAUGAAGUCAAAAGGCUCGCCGCGGAUUUCCAAAAGGCCCAGCUCAGCACUGCGGCACAGAAACUCUCUGAGAGAAACUGUGUCAUAGUGGUCAGUCAUUUGAUAAAGGAGAAACUGCUGGAAGUAAUUUCUACGUCUGAUGGCAAAGAGUACGUCACCCCACAACACUUGAGCCGUGAAAUUCAGGAUGAACUUUAUGCAAGCAAAGGUCGAAUCAAUAUGGUGGAAUUGGCCAAUCUCCUGAACGUAGAUUUGACGCACAUUGAAGCUCGCUGCCAGGAAUUGGUGCGGUCGCCCGAGACUGGCUGCACCCUCGUCUUGGGCCAGCUCAUUCACAGCAGUUAUUUGAAAAACCUGGCCAUCCAAAUCAAUGAAACGCUGCAAAUGAAUGGUACCCUUAACAUUUCCACUCUGACCACCCAGUACGAUUUGCCAGGAGAUUACUUGCAACAUCUUGUGGAGAAAGAGCUGAACAGGUCCAUUCAUGGACAACAAGAUCCUAAAGACCCCCGAGUAUUCUUCACUGAAAGAUUUGUGGCACGGUGCAGAGCUGCAAUUAGAGGGGCUUUAAUUGGAAUCCAACAGCCAACCCCUAUUUCCAACAUUAUGGCAAUUUGUGGUGUCUCCGAGCGAAUGUUCUUUUCAAUUUUUGAAAGUCUGAAGGACUCUAAACAAAUCGCAGGCGUCAUGAGCGGAAAGCAAGGUUCCAAUGCUUUCUUCGUCCCAGCCGUUUACAGCAAGGGGCAGUCUGAAUGGGUUGAGAAUUUUUACAAACAAAAUGGAUAUUUGGAAUACUCGUCUCUGAAUCGUCUGGGAAUAUCAGACCCUCAGGGAUUUAUCAAGAGGCACUUUGCCAAUGAGAAACUUCUUCAACUCCCCUCUUGCGCCGUGGGAUCUCUACUUUUUGAUCAGGUGGAAGCUUCAAUAGAAGAUGCAGUUUCCACAGGCUCGUGGAUAGAUUUGAUGCCAAUUCUUCCGUCUGUGUUGUCUGAACAAGAUGCAGCACAACUUGUACAAGAUGUGCUGAAGAAAAUCAAACAAGUAAAGGCGGAAGUUUUUUGCGGCAGUAUGGUUGUUCCUGGCCAAUUGAUUUCAAAUCUGACCCAAGCUUUGGAUCCGUUGAUCCAGGCUAAAGCUCAAGAAGCUGUGAGCUCUGGCAAAUUUGUGCAAGCUGAGGUUGAACAGCGAAUCCAAGCAAUGGGCAGGCAAAAAGCGUCAAUUGACGAUGAAGGUGGACGUACCUCGAAGCAAGAAGAGCGGAGAAAAAAGGCUACAGGCGGAAAAGGAGGUGGCGGUACGCAGGGCCGUGAAACAAAAACAAAAUCAAUCAAGAAAAAGACCUAUGGGAAAAGCCAUGCUGACUCUGACGAGGAUGGAGAUGAAACUCCACCCCCUAUUGCCAAGAAAACUGGUCUGAUUGAAUUGGUUUCAGUUAAGGAUAUCAAAAAGGAGCUCAGCAGCCAAGCCAGUUUAUCCGACUGUCCUGAAGAGCUGAUUGCCGAGUUGUCCGCUCGUCUUCUUCCCUCUGUUCAGCAACAGGCAAAUACUGUUGCUCGUAAACUCUCCGAGUCUGUCAAAGCAACCCAAGUGCAGUCGUCAAGACGAACCCACGGCGAGCUGCAGGAACGCCUGUCCAACCUUUUGUCAAGCAUACGGAUGUUUGAAAAGGGAAUAAAAUUCUUCCAGACAGACUCAGAGACACAGAAGGGUCUCACCAAGUACAUGCUCAAGUCACUAGGUUCAGAAAUUUUGGGCGAGCUCCUCAAGUAUGUGAGCCAGGAAAAUCAGAUCAGCACAACCGUCCCAAACGAGGCCAGCAGCAUUACACCAGAGCUGAGAACAAAAAUUCUAAAUGAGCUGCCGGCUGCUAUGAAGCAAGUUUUGGAGCCUGUUCACAAAUCGUUAGUCGGCACCUCACUGGACGAUUUCCAAACUGCCAUCGAUGCCGCUCUCGCUCCUGGCGCCUGUGACGUCAUGAUAAGGAAGCCAGACAAGAAGAAAGAAAGACAAGGCCUUUUGGCGCACAGGAUGACCCUUCUUGGCCAACUGGACGAGUGCAGUGAUCCUGCGCUGGCCCUGCACCUGACCGUCCUUCUGCUCUUCCAGGCUGCAACUCAACAGCCCCUGCAUGCCUCUGGCAAAUUUGUCAUGCCAAUACUCAUCUUCUUGAAGCCUAGCUUGCCUGAGGAGAUAUACAGCACCCUUCAAAAAUACCAUGAUUUGGUGAUAAAUUUGCUCUCGACCGACAAUGAUGACGAGAAGGAACAGGUCAAUGCAAACCUAGCGGCUGAUCUUGCCACGUUGAAAGAAAUUGCGCACACAUUGAAAAAAUUGCCUGUAUCUGACAAAGGCGAGAAAUCGGAACCUUGAAUUUUUUUUAUGCAUGUUCUACUUCUCAAAUAUUUAAUAAAUGGUUAAUGUAUAUCUAUUUAUAUAAAAUAAAAUUCAAUUUUCUAAAUUUAUUUAGCA